Molecule: messenger RNA, 1774 nt
Organism: Hemibagrus wyckioides
Lineage: Eukaryota; Metazoa; Chordata; Actinopteri; Siluriformes; Bagridae
Gene: pex10
Product: peroxisomal biogenesis factor 10
Exons: 6
Coding region: 247-1218 (323 amino acids)
Biological process (GO): protein import into peroxisome matrix
Cellular component (GO): peroxisomal membrane
Molecular function (GO): zinc ion binding
Source: RefSeq, a predicted model, not a curated record
GUCCACGUGACUAACACGGAAGUGAAAGGUGUGCAGCUCGUGUUAACGGUGCACAACAACAUUAGCUCCUAGUUUACAAUUAAGGUGUUUUUCUUCCCAGGUUUGCUAAAUUCAAGUAUUUAAGAAAGAAAGAAAGAAAGAAAGAAAGAUCUUGUGUAGAUUCCCUAACAAGCUUGAUUACAGUAUUUGGUGACAGGUUAAAGCAGCAUGCUAAAGGAGCUCCAUUAAAGUUAUUGAAGCUUCAUAAUGCCGCUUGUUCCAGCUAACCAGCCGCAGCUGAUCCGCUCUGCCCAGAAGGACGAAUAUUAUCAAACUAGUCUGAGAAAUAACGCUAACGAGGCUUUCCAGACUCUUGCUGGAUCAAGACGAUGGCUGCAGUGGAGGAAAGAAGUGGAAGUACUGUCAGAUCUCGCCUAUUAUGCACUAACCACUCUGUCAGGAUAUCAGACAUUAGGUGAAGAAUACGUCAGCAUUAUCCAGGUUGACCCCACCAGACGCAGGAUCCCUUCCCGGACACGCAGGCUGGCUCUGGUUCUGCUCCACACCUUCGUACCGUAUGUCCUGGACAAACUCCUGGUGUGUAUAGAACGUGAGCUGGAGUUGGAGGAUUUAGAUUCCCAGAACACACAGCGAGACACGGCAUUAACCUGGAGCCCGAUGUCCUAUAUAAAGCCAUGGAUUCAGAGGGCGGUGAGAAUGCUGAAUAGUCAGCAGAGGAAAUCUUUAAAGCCUGUGGUCUUCGCAGUGCAGCAGGGGAUCACCAUUUUAAACAGGGUGCAUGUGGCUCUGUUCUACAUCAGUGGUGCGUUUUAUCACCUGGCCAAAAGGACAUCAGGCGUCAGCUAUCUCAGAGUGCAGGGGAUGGCCGUGGACGAUAAAGGCAUCCGGACCAGCUAUCGGCUUUUAGGGUGUGUGUCACUGUUGCAGCUGGCCAUCACACUUGCUCUGCAGUUUAACAGCCUGAGACAGAGGCAGCGUGCCAGACAGGAGUGGACACAGCACAGAAAUCUGCCCUCAAGUCCAAAGGAGACUUCGUCCUCUCGAUCUUCUCGCUGUAUUCUGUGCUUAGAGGAGAGGAGACACUCCACAACAACCCCCUGUGGCCAUCUGUUCUGCUGGGAGUGUAUCACAGAGUGGUGCAACACCAAGACGGAGUGUCCGCUGUGCCGAGAGAAAUUUCAGCCUCAUCGCCUGGUUUUUCUGAGAAGUUACAGAUAGAUGACUUAAUAUUUCACCACAACAUGAACUGGGCCUUCAUUCCAGGACUGCUUUAAAAAAAAACCCUCAUAGCCAGCUGGCAAGUGUGUGUGUGAUCUGCAUCAUGGUGCUACGACACAGGAUCAGUGGAUAUUUAACCAGACCACACUUGCACUUUGACAACAAGAACCAUACAGCUGAAAUGGUUUCCUCUGAACUGUGUGCCCAGGCUUGUGAUUGGUUGGGUUUGUUAAUUAGGCUAAUUAGCUAGCUACAUGGUUAUGUAAAAUAAAAUAAAUAGCUACCAAUGUGUAAAUUUCAUUGAAGAAUAAGUAGGAAAAAAUAUUUAUUGCUCAUUUUUCAUUUUCAUUUUAAUUAUACUAUUUAAUUGUGUUCAUGCUGUAAAAGGAAAAUCGCUUUUCCUUAUUUAAAUUAUAAUCUCAUUGCUUUUUAAGAUAAGGCCCUGCCUUACUUACCCUUCCUUUAAUAACCUGUUUCUUACCGGUGUCCCCCUCGUACACGCGACAACAUGAAACGAACAGAGAUUCUUUUAAAAUAAUAAACGAUUGAGUUUUCA